Laccaria bicolor S238N-H82 is the source of this 306-nucleotide messenger RNA. RefSeq lists its product as uncharacterized. Gene Ontology annotation, biological process: regulation of DNA-templated transcription. Gene Ontology annotation, cellular component: nucleus. The coding region runs from base 1 to 306 and encodes 101 amino acids. The transcript has 2 exons. The record is from RefSeq and is a predicted model, not a curated record. NCBI's taxonomy places the organism in Eukaryota, Fungi, Basidiomycota, Agaricomycetes, Agaricales, Hydnangiaceae. Gene Ontology annotation, molecular function: zinc ion binding.
AUGAGCGGCGAGAAGGAUCCGAAAGGAGGGUGUUUUUGCUUAGCCAGAGAGCACCCAUUGUCUACGUACACACCCAUAUGUUUUUCCUGCGGCUUUAUACUGUGCUCCAUGAAUCUUCCACAAUAUUCCUGUCCAUCCUGUUUCAAACCGCUAUGGACAGAUGCCCAGAGGUCUGGAAUUAUCUCCCAGAUCGACGGGGAAUUGGCUGCAAGCCUCGCGAAGGAAAUCGCAGAUGCAGAACGUGCAGCUGAAGAAGCCAGGAAGGCUGCUGGGGCUUUCCCUGUACUCUCCGGGACAAUAGUCUGA